This is a messenger RNA of Beta vulgaris subsp. vulgaris (sugar beet), 1417 nucleotides long. Its product is annotated as protease Do-like 5, chloroplastic. The transcript has 8 exons. Gene Ontology annotation, biological process: proteolysis. Gene Ontology annotation, molecular function: serine-type endopeptidase activity. The record is from RefSeq and is a predicted model, not a curated record. Lineage: Eukaryota; Viridiplantae; Streptophyta; Magnoliopsida; Caryophyllales; Amaranthaceae. The coding region runs from base 79 to 1023 and encodes 314 amino acids.
UACAACAAUUUGAUUUCGAAAUGACAAUAAUUAAGAUGAGAUGGAGGCACAGCCGCAGCACGUAAACUGAGAAAAGAUAUGAUGGUGGCAUUGCAGCAUUUCGGGCUACAUCUUCGUCCACCAUCUUCACUCCCCCUCACCAUUAACUACUGUCCAGAGUCCGUAAGCAGCUCACCAUGUAGAAUUACAAGGCGGAAAACCAUCUUUUUUUCUGCCUCUCUUCUUACUCUUUCUCUCAAUUUAAGCCCCAAUUCACCCACCCCUCUGCUUUCUGCUGGUGCCCAAGAAUUGGAUGAACAAGAAGAAACCACCCUCAUCCGCCUUUUUGAGGAAACAUCGCCAUCUGUAGUAUUCAUUGAAGUGUUACAACUAUCGAAUAACUCCAACAAUUCAAAGGAUAUCUCGCUAGCUGAUAGAAGUGAUGUGAAAGUUGAAGGGACAGGUUCUGGUUUCCUCUGGGACAAUUUUGGUCACAUUGUGACAAAUUACCAUGUCGUGGCUAAGUUGGCAACUGAUACGAGUGGCCUGCAGUAUUGUAAGGUGACUUUAGGAGAUGGACAGGGAAAUAAAAUUUCAACCGAGGCCAAGAUCAUUGGUUUUGAUCCAACAUAUGAUCUUGCUGUACUUAAGUUUGAUUAUCAGGGAAAUGAUUUAAAGCCUGCUCUUCUAGGGACGUCGCGUGAUCUACGAGUGGGGCAGAAUUGUUUUGCAAUUGGGAAUCCUUAUGGAUAUGAAAACACUCUUACAACUGGGGUAGUCAGUGGUCUGGGCAGGGAGAUACCAUCUCCUAAUGGACAGGCCAUUCGAGGAGCCAUACAAACAGAUGCUGCCAUUAAUGCUGGAAACUCAGGAGGUCCAUUGAUUGAUUCAUAUGGUCAUGUCAUUGGUGUGAAUACUGCGACAUUUACUCGCAAAGGCAGUGGAAUGUCUUCUGGUGUUAACUUCGCCAUUCCGGUUGACACAGUUUUACGAACUGUACCUUCUCUUAUUGUCUAUGGAACACCUUACAGUAACAGGUACUAGCUGAAGUAGCUCUUCGAAUGAACAUCAGCAAUAACAAAUUACUAUCUCUCCGACCCUUCCCAUGCUUAUCAAACAAAGCGUGACAAAUGAUAUUAUAAAGUUUUCAUGUCCGAGGUGAUUGCUGUAUGCAUGCUCUCAUAACAGUCUGUUGCUUUUGAUCGUAGAGUGUAACAAUCUCAAUCAUCACAUAAAAAGGAAGAUUUGAUGUUUUUGUGGGUCUUUUUCUCCCCCUAUUAUGCAUCAAGUUUCAGCAGCAACUUAUUGUACAUUGCAACCGGCGUGUAUAUUUCAAAUGCUUUUGAUGUAUAGGAAAGAAAAUAACAAGUUCCUUGCAGAUACGUUUCAAUUAUAUAACUCUCUAUGUUAUGCGAGAGAAAAAAAUAAUUUUCUUGCA